AUGACUGAAAAGCCCUGGGUCGACAUCGAAAAAGGCGGAGGUUGGAUUCCGCAACGCAAAUUGUGUACUUUGAACCGGAUUCUUCUGUACAUUCUCAUUUGCCUCUGUAUCCUGACCGCCAUUGUGACGGUCAGAAAGUCCUCGGUCCACUCUCACUAUCUCAUGAUGCCUGAUCCUCACGCAAACCAGGAACCCUUCAUUAUUGACAGCCGCUUGCACAGGGCUCGCAGCUCACAGAGGAUGCCGUAUGAUACAGAAUACAGUGUUCUGGUUAACGCUGCCAAUGCAAGAAUAAAGAAGCCAGAAAGAUCGGUAGCCGUGCCUGUCAAGAAAAACCCAGUUGUUUUACAGAAAGAGGUCGAGGCAAUUACGCUUGUGUCCAAACUGGUUUUGGUCGUCGAUUCGUUGAACCGCAAAUACGAGGACCUCGCUCGAAACUUGUGGGGGGAGCCUUUGCUGAUGAACCUGAGCAAGCACCCUUACGACGAGGCACUCAAAGACUACAUGGUAGACUACUUCAAGGUCGAGAAGCUGCCCAUUCUGCUUGUGAAUGGAAAACCGAUGGUGAGUGGAGACGACUUGAAUGAGGCGAAAGGCCAGCUAUUCAAUAAGGAUGCGCUUCUUGAAUUCCUACUCAAUAAGGAGUAUCUAAAGAAUGAUAAGCUAAGUCAUAUCACUUCGCUCAAAGACGUCGUGGAGCUCAACAUCAAGUUGGAUCAAACUACACUAAAGUGCGAGCUUACUUCUUCAGAGUACGACAUUACAUCAACAGUCGUGCCCAAAUUCGCGUACGUGGUACCCUGUGGAUGUGUGAUGUCAAAGAACGCUCUAGUUUCUCUUCUUUCUUCUACAAAGAUCAGAGAAUACGCUACAACGCGAUGCCCGCUUUGCAAUACCGAGUUUUGUACCCGCGACCUGAUCGAAAUAGACCCAGACGAGGAGGAGUCACGAGUUCUGGAAAAGCGCAUGAAUUUGCUCAAGGAGGAAGGGCUACACCACUCACUCAACGCCCGGAAGAAACGAAAGUCUGUGUCCGGGGAGAAAAGCGCUAAAAGGAGCAAAAUUAAAAGCGCAAAGCCUUGA
Molecule: messenger RNA, 1083 nt
Organism: Ogataea angusta
Lineage: Eukaryota; Fungi; Ascomycota; Pichiomycetes; Pichiales; Pichiaceae
Exons: 2
Coding region: 1-1083 (360 amino acids)
Biological process (GO): mitotic DNA replication termination; site-specific DNA replication termination at RTS1 barrier
Cellular component (GO): nucleus
Source: RefSeq, a predicted model, not a curated record